UUAGAAAGCACAAAAUCUUGACUUUAGCUUCAUCUUUGGGGUCUGGUUGACGGAAAGCUUCUUACACACGCAAUGGCGAGAGCACAGGCGCUGGGUUUGAGCGUUGAAGAAGAACCAUCAGAAGAAAAAUGGAUGAAAUAUUAUUCUUCCCAUCAUCGAAUACUUUUGGUAGGAGAGGGUGAUUUCUCCUUCUCCCUUUGCUUAGCUCAAUCCUUUGGUUCUGCUGUCAACAUCAUUGCUUCUUCCCUCGACACUUAUGAUCAACUUUUGAGGAAGUACGAGAAAGCCGUGUCAAAUGUACUUGCCUUAACAAGGCUGGGAGCAAUGGUGUUGCACGGAGUUGAUGCAACCGAAAUGAAAUCCCAUGAUGACUUGAAAAUGAAGAAAUUUGAUAGAAUUAUAUUCAAUUUCCCUCAUGCAGGCUUUCAUGGCAAAGAAGACAGCUUCUCCCUGAUUCAGGAACACAAGAACCUUGUACGUGGGUUUUUUAUGAAUGCGAGGAGCAUGCUUAGACCUGAUGGUGAAAUUCACGUAAAUCACAAGACCACACCACCAUAUCAUUAUUGGUGCAUAAGGGAACUUGGGAUACAAAGCUUUCUGUGUCUAAUAGAGUGUGUUGUUUUCAAAAAAGAAGAUUAUCCCGGUUAUAACAACAAGCGAGGUGAUGGGUCCAGGUCUGAUGAGCCUUUCUCUUUGGGUAAGUGUAGCACAUUCAAGUUCAAGUUGUUAAUGAAGGAGGAACCCAUCCCCAGAGAUCAUCAUGGCCCACAUCAACAGAGGUCGGGUAUCCAAAAACAGAAUGUUAGAAAUAUGGAUAUGAUACUGGGGAGACAAAUUUCUGGUCCAAUUCAUGUUAGCAAAAUCUGUUUUGAUCCUGUUCAUGUUCGUGAAGUCUGUUCGACAUCAAGAGAGUUUAGGUAUCCACAAAAAGUACAUGUUGGAAUGUGUUCUGAUCUUGUUCAUGUUUCUCAAAUCUUUUCUAACUUGAAGCUAUCAGCUGCAUGGCCUAAAUUAACAAAGUUUAGGUAUCCACAAAAUAGAACAUAUUAGAAAUAUGGAUAUGAUAUUGGGAAGAUCUGUUUCUGAACAUGUUUGUGGAAUCAGUUCUGAUUUGUAGAGACAAUCAUGGCCUGGAUCCAGUAAUGUUAGGUAUCUUUCGAGUGAUCAUUUUAGGGAUGGACAUGAAAUCCUUAGGUCUUACCAUCUCAAUUGCUUCAAGAGUUGGAAAUGAAGCCUUUUAAUUUCAAGUUCUCUUUGCUAAACUUCUGUUUCAUGGCCGCCAUUGGUACGUGGUCUUUUUUUUUUUUUGGAGCAUGGCAUUUAAGGCCCUUUAAAAAAAAUAUGGCAAUAAAGACCCAUUACUUUUGUAUCAAAUAUUGUCUUGUAAAAAUGUAUAUAUGUUAUUAAAAGUUGAAUCUCAACUUGUAUUUUC
Prosopis cineraria is the source of this 1432-nucleotide messenger RNA. Its product is annotated as heavy metal-associated isoprenylated plant protein 41-like. NCBI's taxonomy places the organism in Eukaryota, Viridiplantae, Streptophyta, Magnoliopsida, Fabales, Fabaceae. The record is from RefSeq and is a predicted model, not a curated record. Gene Ontology annotation, cellular component: cytoplasm. The transcript has 3 exons. Gene Ontology annotation, molecular function: rRNA (uridine-N3-)-methyltransferase activity. The coding region runs from base 73 to 1050 and encodes 325 amino acids. Gene Ontology annotation, biological process: rRNA base methylation.